Liolophura sinensis is the source of this 3670-nucleotide messenger RNA. Its product is annotated as RNA-binding protein 25-like. The record is from RefSeq and is a predicted model, not a curated record. Gene Ontology annotation, cellular component: spliceosomal complex. NCBI's taxonomy places the organism in Eukaryota, Metazoa, Mollusca, Polyplacophora, Chitonida, Chitonidae. Gene Ontology annotation, molecular function: mRNA binding. The transcript is spliced from 19 exons. The coding region runs from base 153 to 2537 and encodes 794 amino acids. Gene Ontology annotation, biological process: regulation of alternative mRNA splicing, via spliceosome.
CACUUCCCGAUUUGCAUACGGAAUAAGGGACGGUUCGUGUUGCCAGAAACAUUAUAUUCACGGAAAUUAUUUGAUUCUGCGGUUAAAAGUACACUAGAGUCCAUUCUUGAUGUGUGGCGGUAACCAGUAGAAAUCAGAUAGUGCUGGGAACAAUGUCCUUCCCACCCAGACCCCCGAUGGGGAUGCCGCCAAUGGGUCCAGGGAUGAUGCCCCAAGGUUAUGCUUUUGCUCCAAUGGGUAUGAUGCCAAUGGGAAUGGGGAUGAUGCCAGCUGGACCUAUGAUGCCCCAGCCGAUGACUGUAGUGCCAUCAGGCCCCAACCAACCCUUGAACACAGUAAAGCCCUCCAAGAAGCUGAUUCCGCAGGAGAUAAAGGAUGACUCUGAGGAGAAGCCUCCAGUAACCACAGUGUUUGUGGGCAACAUCAGUGAGAGAGCCCCAGAUGCCAUGAUCAGGACCAUGCUGCAGAGGUGUGGAAAUGUUUUGAGUUGGAAAAGAGUUCAAGGUGCUUCAGGAAAAUUACAAGCAUUUGGGUUUUGUGAGUAUGAAGACCCAGAGGCUACCCUGAGGUGUAUUCGCCUGUUAAAUGAGUGGGCCAUAGCUGACAAGAAACUAGUUGUUAAAGUAGACGCGAAAACAAAAACGUUGUUAGAUGACUAUCGUGCCAAGAAGAGCAAGAAGGAGAAUGGUGACAAGCCAAAGCGGCCAGACAUGGAGGAGGGUGAGGAGGAGCCCCCACCUCCACUCUCAGCUGACCUGGACGAGUUCUCACAGCGUGAAGACCGAGUGGCUAAGGCCGGCCUAGAUGCCAUCAUGAGGGAGUACUCUCACGAGCUCAACAAAGUUCCUCCUCAAGCAGAACCAAAAGAAAACAAACCAAGGGAGAAGAAAAAGGAAGAUUUGAUAAAAGAUGCCGGCCUAGAUGACAUGGGCCUGGAAGAUGAUAAAAAAGAGAUAAUUAACAGAGAAAUCAAGAGUUUCCGUGAUGCACACAAGGAUGAGGAUGACCCUGAACAGGAGGAUCGGGAGCGAUACAGGGACCGCGACAGAGACCGCAUCAAGCGGGACCGACGGGACAGAGAGAGAGAACGCAUACGGGAGCGGGACUACAGGGAAAGGGAAGAGAGGGAACGACAUAGGGAACGCAAAGAUAGGGGCAGAGACAGGUCAUACGAAAGGUCACGCACAAGGAGUAGGUCAAGGUCAAGAGAAAGACAUUCCCGCAUCAGGUCACGGGAUCGCUCGAGAGAGAGGCCAGUUUCCCGUGACAGAGACAGGAAGGACAGAGAGAAGGAGUUAGAAGAGGAAGAGGAAGCGUAUGAGCGAAGAAAGUUGGAAAAGAGGUUACGGGAAAAAGAAGCAGCUUACAGAGAGAGGUUAAAAAAUUGGGAAAUCCGAGAAAACAAGAAGUCCAGAGAAUACAAGAAAGAGAAAGACCGGGAAGUUGAGAGGAAGGAGGAAGAGGUUCGGGAAGGCAGGAGAUUGAAGGAGUUUCUAGAGGAUUAUGACGAUGAAAGAGAUGAUCCAAAGUAUUACAAAGGCAGUGCUCUGGGCAGAAGGCUGAAGGAGAGAGAGAAAGAGAAGGAGGUGGAUGACAGAGACAGACAGCGGGAGAGAGAAGAGCUGGAUGAUAUACGACGCAGGCUGCUGGAGGAAGGUCAUCCUGACCCCGAGUCAGAGAUAGCAAAGAUUGAGAGGGAACGAGAGGAACACCUGAAGCCCAAACAGGUGUUAAUAGAGCCUGAGCCCCCUGCCCCUGAGCCUGUGGUGGAGAAAGAAGUUGCCCCACCUGCCCCUCCCCCUGAGCGCUCUCCAGAUGACGAUCGUGCUUCAAGACUACCCAAGAUGGCACCCACCCUGAAGCCAGUGGAAGCCCCGGUGAAUGGAGACAGCUCAAGCAUGGCGUCUGAUGAGGACUCCCGUUUCAGUUUCAGCACAGCUCAGUCAUUACCCGAGGAACCCUCAGCUCCGGUUUAUGGCCCAGCCCCCAAGCAGGAAGCAGCCAUAGCCAAGAAAGGCUUCAGUGGAAUCAAAUUAGGUGCGUCUGAAAGCCCUACAGACAGCAAUAACAAGAGGAAGAAGUUCACAGUAGGGGACGUGUUUAACCAGGAUGAUGAGGAGGCAGGGGACGCAGCUAAGAAGAGAAAGCUGAUUCCCCUGGACUACGAGGACACGUCAGAGAAGAAACCGAGUACAGCAGAGGAGAAGAGACAGCACAUCAAGAAGCUGAUAGAGAGGAUCCCCACAGCCAAGGAUGAGCUAUUCACCUACGAGUUAGAUUGGACUAUGGUGGACAGGUCAUUGAUGGACAAGCGUAUUAAACCCUGGGUGAAUAAGAAGAUUGUAGAGUAUAUUGGGGAGGAAGAACCCACCCUGACAGACUUCAUCUGUCAGAAGGUCAUGGCGCAGAGCUCACCUGAAAAUAUACUAAAUGAUGUAGCUAUGGUUUUGGAUGAAGAGGCUGAAGUCUUUGUGGUGAAAAUGUGGAGACUACUCAUUUACGAAACAGAAGCGAAGAAAGCUGGCCUAGUAAAAUGAUGAGGUGUAAAUUGUGUAUGUUUGUCCCGAUAUUCCAUGAUCACCUGAUGAAUGGGUUCACACACUGCAGGGAGAAUCAUGCAGCCAUGCAGCACUGCGCAUCUGUGUGCUUUUAUUUGAAGCCUGGACAAAAACCUGAAACUCAUGAAUAGUGAAUUCUAGAAGUGCUAAAACAGGAAAAAUCAAACCAACUCCAGUGGGUUUUACUGUCUGCUUAUCAAUAGAUGUCAGAAUUUCCAAGUUGAUAUCUAUAGUAUGUGUUGUAGAAAUUCUGUCUCGCAGUCUAGAUUGGCCUUUGGUAUUUUAUCGAAAGGACAUCAUUCCUACUACAGCUUAUUAAUAAGAUAUUAGUGUGAUCUUGAAGCAAGAGAGGAUUAAAUUUUUUUUUAUCCUAUCACUGUUUUAGUGAGGAAUAUUGACAGAAUUCUUUAAGUUCAAAAGUGUGCAAACCAGAUUUGAGUGAGUAGUAUUCAUCCUGACAAGGAUGUGAUCACUUACAGGAGGAAGUUGUGCUAGGUAAAAGGUACACUUUCUUCAGACUUGGUGUUGUUUUUUCUCUGUGGACAUUGCAAACCAUGCUGCUCAAUUUCUUAUCUCUAGUGAGUUAAACUGACUUUAGUAAUAAUGCAAAGAAGUUCAUGUUGCCAUGCAGUUCUAUUCAAAUGUCAACAUUUGCAGUUCUACUCCAACACUGUCCCAUGUUACAAAGCAGCAUAAUUUCAGAUUUAGGAGAUCCAUCUUAAUUCUGAAUUCACCGAUAUUCAACGAAGCUUUUUAUGUUUAAAUUCAUUGUUCCAACAUAAUUCAGUAGUGUGUUUCAAGAUGUUCAAGAAAUGGCUUUGAUCUAUGGACGUUAUUGACCUGGUGAUUUCCAUUGAUUUUUAAUACUAUCUGCUGUGUUAUGCAAGGAUUUUAUUUUAUGACGCUGAAGUUAUCUCCCCUGUCCAACAUACGGACACAGUUACGAGUGCGGUCAGGUUGCCCCGAUAUCCAAUUUUGAUUUACUUUGUCCAUGGUCAAUACCCAAUCAUCCGGAGACUACAGUAUGUACCAGACAGCUAUCCUCAGAACAUUGUCUCAAUGAAGCCCAGUAUAAUUUAACCAUCAUUUGAAGUCAUUUCCAAUCUGUUGUC